CCAGGAUCCUAUAAUUAAUGAGACAGCUCCAGUGAUCCUCUUGGACCAACAGAGUUUCGUCAGCAGGUGCCGGCUGGAAACCAUGGUGCAGGUUAUAAAAGACACGACUCUAUGAGAUUAUGCACAUUUCCUCAUCUAUGUUUUGGUUUCAGGAUGAAUUGAAAACAUUUUUGAAAGCUGCUGGAUACAAACUUGUAGUGGUUGAAUUUUCAGCAAAAUGGUGUGGUCCCUGCAAAAGAAUGUCUCCUCUUUUUCAUGCACUGUCUCAGCAAUACCAAAAUGUAAUGUUUGCUAACGUGGAUAUCGAUGAUUCUCCGGAGUUGGCUAAAACUUGUCAUGUCAAAGCAAUACCCACAUUUCAGAUGUUCAAGAAAAGCCAGAAGGUACAUUAGCAGAGUGCUGGAUCAGAAAAGGAGCAACUAGGACACAAACCAGAGCCCAUAUGGAAUGCUGGCAUUGCAGGCGGGACAUGAACUAGCACCCAUAUGGGAUGCUAGAGUUGCAAGUAGUGGCUUAACCAGCUUCGCCACAAUGCUGGCCCCCAGCAAAACUGAAUGACCCCUGAAGCCAACAGAGUAACAUCCCCACAAAGAUAUGGACAAGAAUCUUCCAGGAAGUGCUAUUUGCUGUAGUCAAAGGGGAUAAACUGUAUUAUAUUGAUACUAUGGAAAUCUAAAAACACACUGAAAAGGAAUGUACCACUGCUACACAGGUAAAUCUCAUAAGUAUCAUGUAAGUGAAAGAAUACCUAAACACUGUAGAUUCUAUUUAUAGAAGUUCAAAAACAAGCAGAACUAGUUUAGUGUGAAAAAUUCUGAAUAGUGGUUGUCUUUGAGCCUAGGAAGGGUAGCCUGGCAACUGGUACCACCCAUAUCUUGAUUUGGGAGUGAUGAAACAGUUUAUUCUCAUUGUAACAAGUCUCCAAACUGAAUCUUUACAAUUUCCGGGAUUUUCUGAAUGUGAAUGAAUUUUUUUUAAUGUGGUUUCAGUUUCCUGGCUUGGACAAUCAGGAUAACACUCUGUGUCUAUAGCCAAGGCUCUUAUUGCACUUGUGGCUUUUGGCUGUCCUUGGUGGCUGCCAGACGGCACACACAAGCAUAUCAUAAACCCAUGGCCAUAGAAAUCACCCCUCCCUGGAGAUCCCCAUCCCUCCUAUCUCUGAUGUUCUUUGCACCUGUGCCAUUCCUCCAUGAGGGAAAAUUUCCUCCAAGCAGAGAAGUCAAUGACCAGAGACCUCCUCCUACAAUUUGACUCUAUGCUUCUCUUUAGCUAUGGAGGAUGGGCUAAGAUAACAGAAUUAAUCAGAUCCACGAAGAUUAUUGCCAUAAGGACAACAAGGACCACUUGGGGGUCCAGACGAGCAUCUAGAUUUACCUGGUGGUGAUCAUGAGAUGCAGGUGCACCCUGGGAGUUUCUCAUCCCUGCAUUGCCAGUGCCUUUUUCCGCUCACAUUGUCUUGCCUGCUCCUUGACGUGUAUCAGACUGCUCUUGAAACAGAGGAGUAGGGGUAGGGACUGAGAGGAAUCUUGGACAGAAGGUGCAUGAGAAGAGGAGGUGGGAGCCACUGUUCUACCUAGCAAAGCCCACGUUUUCAGUCCCAUGGGGAAGACUGAGACUCAGGUGGAACCCCAAACCUCGCACACCCUGCAUUCCACCCAAGCAUCGGGUAGAGACAAAGGACAAGUUUCCUGUAAGACCAGCCAGGACUGCCGAAGAAGUCCUGCUACUCCCAAGUGAAAAGAGUUUAAAUACACACACACACACACACACACACCUCUGCCCCAUCCUGCAGGCUCUGGGAGCACCCUAAGGCCUCCUUUGCCUCACCUUGGUCCCUGGCUCACUGGUAAUGAGUUCCACUUUCUGGCCACUUUGCUAAGCUUAGCAUCCUUUUUCUGCUCCCUGCCAAAUCUCCUCAUUCAUACAUCCAAGCCUGCCUGUGUUUUCUGCCGUGAGUUCUCAUCCUGAUACGUCCUCUGGCCUCAGAUUUCCCCGAAGAGUGUAAAACUCCUUUCUUGUCCCUGCGCUACCAACCCAGCUGUUUCCUGA
Molecule: messenger RNA, 2049 nt
Organism: Oryctolagus cuniculus (rabbit)
Lineage: Eukaryota; Metazoa; Chordata; Mammalia; Lagomorpha; Leporidae
Source: RefSeq, a predicted model, not a curated record